UACAGCCUAUUGCCUACCUACUCUUUUUCUAAAUUUAAGAAAUACAUGAUGUGACGCAUGACCAGACAGGAGAACUUUAAAAAAUAUAUCGAUUUUGAUACGAAUUUGAUAUCUGAAAAUAAAUAUCGAAAAAUGAUAUAUCGCGGGAAAAAAUAUCGAUGUUUUGAUAUAUCAAUAGUUGUUGCCCAAUCCUAUCUCUAUCAAUGGACGACAUUCAAAUUUUAACGACUUUGUUUAUAAUUGGCAUUUUUUGUAGAAUUUAAAUGUAGAUCUUUUGUUCGUUGUGCUAUUUAUUUAAAUUCUGUUGUGAUGGUGUAAGUUAAAUAACGAAAACAAAAACGUUAAGUAGAUAAGGUGAUUGACGAACGAAUAUUCCAUUGUUUAGUAUAAAAAGCACUAAAUAUGAGUGUAACAGAAAGCAAUUGGAAUUUUUGUAUAUUUGCAAAAGACAUUGAGAAAGAACUUUACCAAAACUUCGAAAAAACAAUUAACAACUCUCGAGAAACUGUCGCUAAAUUACUUGAAGCUGGCUUUAAAACUAAUCGAUUAGUUCAUGAUGGAAUAACAAUUUUUAAUAAUGAUAAUGAGAUGGAAGUAUUAGUAGAAAAAAAUAAGCAAUUACGGCAUGAUAUCAACAUUAAAAUAGGAGAAGUGGAAAGUCAGCAAUACAAAUACGAAACGUUUAAAAAAGACCAAAAGUUACUGUCUCAGGAGAUAAAAGAGACCCAUGAAGCAUUUUUAAUGGCAAAGAAGUUUUAUAAGAAAUAUUUAAAGAUCUAUUAUACUAUAGAAGCAAGAGAUGGUACAAAACAAAAAAUAUUUGUACAGUUUUUCACUGAAUCUAGAAAGGAACCUGAAAGUUAUUCUGUACGUCUUCAGCGUGAUACAAAAUCAGGCUGUUAUGAAUUGCUCUACACUACUCCAAAUCUAAACCUGCUGAAGGAAUAUCAAAGAAGAUUAAAACAAACAAAUGAUGUCCCUGAACUUUUAUGCUGCAUAAAACAAGCUUUUGACCUUAUUAAAUUAAGUAAAAGUAAAUAAUAUUUGAAGUUCUAAGGCAAAUGUCAAGCAACAAACAAAACC
Diatraea saccharalis (sugarcane borer) is the source of this 1083-nucleotide messenger RNA. NCBI's taxonomy places the organism in Eukaryota, Metazoa, Arthropoda, Insecta, Lepidoptera, Crambidae. The record is from the annotation of a GenBank genome assembly.